AUGAAGAUAGAACGAAGAACAAGCAAUGUGGCGUUGUUUUUAGCAUCUUGGUUCAUAGUUGAAGGAUACGCAAAUGCUUUAUAUGAUUACACUGCCGCUAUUGAUUGUGCAGCAAAUCCUAAUAAGCCACAAUAUAAUGGAGGAAUCAUAGUGAACCCAGAAAUGAAUGAUGGGUUGAAUGGGUGGACAAGUGAUGGAGAACUGAAAGUAUCACAAACAAGAUCAAACAACUUCAUCGUAGCUCAUGGCAGUGUAUCACAUAAAGUGUUGUUAGAAAAGGCCAAAUUUUACACAUUUUCUGCUUGGAUACAAGUAGGUGGAGGUGGAAGGAUGAAUUUAGUAGUAAUGGCAAUUUUUAAGACAAAUGAAGGGUACAAGUCAGCUGGUUCAGUUGUUGCUCAAGUUGGGUGUUGGUCUAUGCUUAAGGGUGGCAUCACCGUUGAGUCUUUGUCUUCUGGUCCUGCUCAAUUAUAUUUUCAAAGCAAUGACACAUCUGCUGAAAUAUGGGUUGAUAGCGUUUCAUUACAACCUUUCACCCAAGACGAAUGGAGAUCUCACCAAUAUCAAAGCAUUGCCAAGGUUAGAAAAGGAAAGGUGAAAUUCCAAGUUGUGGACUCCAAAGGUAGAGCAAUAGCCAAUGCAAAUAUGUCGAUCAAACAAAACAAAGCAAAUUUCCCAUUCGGAGCAUCAAUGAACUACAACAUAGUGAAUAAUGCAGCCUACCAAAAGUGGUUCACAUCAAGGUUUACGGUAACUACAUUUGAGAACGAGAUGAAGUGGUAUACCACAGAGAGCACUCCAGGUAAAGAAGAUUACUCUGAAGCUGAUGCCAUGAUUAGCUUCACUAACCAACAUGGCAUACAAGUUCGUGGUCAUAAUAUUUUUUGGGACGAUCCUAAAUACCAACUUGGAUGGGUUAAUAAUCUUCCUCCGGAUCAACUCAAAGCUGCUGCUGAUAGGAGAUUAAACUCAAUAGUAUCCAGGUAUGGGAAGAAUGUGAUAGCUUGGGAUGUUAACAACGAAAACUUGCAUUUUAACUAUUUCGAGACCAAGCUUGGCCCAACUAUCACUGAUGUUUUCUUCCAAAAAACAUCCCAACUCAAUCCCCAAACUAGAUUGUUUAUGAAUGAGUACAAUACAAUUGAGGAUGAAGCUGAUACUUCAUCUUCACCUUCUAAGUACAUUCAAAAGAUAAAAGAGAUACAAGGCUUUGUUGGAUCUGGUGGUGGACUUAAACUUGGAAUCGGGCUUGAGGGUCAUUUUGCAACCCCAAACAUUGCUUAUGUGAGAUCAGCUAUUGAUAUGCUUGCUGCAACUAAUGUGCCUAUUUGGGUCACUGAGCUGGAUGUUCAAGCUGGCCCUAAUCAGGCAUCUUACUUUGAGCAAAUACUUAGGGAAGUACAUUCCCACCCAGGAGUAGAAGGCAUAGUGAUAUGGGGACCAUGGUCACCCCAAGGCAAAUGUUACCAAAUGUGUUUGGUAAAUCCCAACUUUGAAAAUCUGCCCCCAGGAGAUGUUGUUGACAAGCUAUUGGGAGAAUGGGGUCGCCAUACCCAAACCCAAAGCCAUAGGGAGGUUGUAGUUGCCACAGAUGCCGAUGGUUUUGUCGACAUCUCCCUCUUUCAUGGUGAUUAUCAACUCAACGUCUUUCAACAAAAAGCUGAUGCUGAUGCUGAUGCUGAUGCACCCACAUUGGAAGAUCAAUCUUCUUCUUCCAUUUCACACAGUUUUAGCGUCGAUGCUCACUCAUCGCCUCUAACGUUUAAGAUCAUUCUUCCAUUCUAA
This is a messenger RNA of Amaranthus tricolor (Joseph's coat), 1785 nucleotides long. Its product is annotated as endo-1,4-beta-xylanase 5-like. NCBI's taxonomy places the organism in Eukaryota, Viridiplantae, Streptophyta, Magnoliopsida, Caryophyllales, Amaranthaceae. The coding region runs from base 1 to 1785 and encodes 594 amino acids. The record is from RefSeq and is a predicted model, not a curated record. The transcript has 7 exons. Gene Ontology annotation, molecular function: hydrolase activity, hydrolyzing O-glycosyl compounds. Gene Ontology annotation, biological process: carbohydrate metabolic process.